Messenger RNA from Heterobilharzia americana, 4606 nucleotides. The record is from the annotation of a GenBank genome assembly. Lineage: Eukaryota; Metazoa; Platyhelminthes; Trematoda; Strigeidida; Schistosomatidae.
GUUUUCAGUUAUUUUUAUGAAGUUAGCGUCUGUGAUACUAUGCUCAAGGAGAAAACCUAUUUUUUAUUCAGAUGGAUUUCUCUGAAGGUGUUUGGCCAAUCCUUUAGUCCAGAGUUCGCUUAUCCUAUCGUUGAAAGUGAUGAAGGAUCAUGGGAAUUGAAUCACUCCUUUAUCGCUGGACUAUCAUCCUUUGAGUUGUAUUCUGGAGUUAAUCAAAUUAUUGAGUUCAAAACCUCUCCUCGCGAUUUUACUAGUCUACUUGAAGAACUGAAGCAUUUGUGUGGUGGUCGACAACUAAUGCUAGAUCCGGCUGUACUGGAAGCAUAUUCGCAUGAACUACUGGAGUCGACUAAAGACCAAAUACAAACUUGCCACAGAAGUGAAUUUCAAACUGUUUAUGUUGUGCAACCAGCCGAUUUAAUAUAUCCUCAUCUUGAAAUACAGCAGGGAGAUAACUCUCAAACAGUUGACCAGCUGAAUCUUAUUUGGUUAGCAUCACACAUUGCUUUAGUCGAAAUGAUUUUACGGAUCUAUUUAUUAAAUCUAGUUACACCAACCAAGUUAGUUAACGCAUUAAGUACACUUACUGGAUGUCAAGUGAGUGGAGAGUCAAUAAAAGGACUUCAGGGUGCUGAUGGAGCUUUAUUUUGGUUGGUUACAGUUGCUGCCAGAACCGUUACAGUUCUAGGCAUUCACGACUGUACAGAAUGGUUGGUUGACCAUUUGAUCGGUGAAGAGAAGUCAAACAACACCCAAUCACCAGCAUCGUCUUGCGAUUCAGCAAAUACUAUCAACACAGAUUCUUUGAAAAGUUCAGCUGACAUAUUUCUUCGAGGUCUAGCAAUGGCAAAUCUAGUUGCGUUAACAUUCCAUUUUUAUUGUCCUCAACUGGCUCCAGCUGAAGAUUUCUUAUUUAACUUUCCGUCAACUGGUGAAAUGGAACCAGCAGCUUCACAUCAUAAUGCGCGUACAAUUGCUUCAAUAUGUCGAGAAAAUUCUCAUCUACAUAAUGUUUUAUUUUUGAUGCCUGAUUCAUGCAACGGAAAUAUAAUGCAUUUUAAUCCUUCAGGUUCAACAACACUAAGUACACUGAAUUUGUUAGGGUUUUGUUCACAAGGUUUAGCUAGAUCACCAACACAUCGACGUCUUCAACAUGCAGCCAUGGCUGGUGAACUUUUUGUAUGGUUCACAUCGCGUCCAUCAAAUCGUGAAACAAAUCCACUACGGUUGUCCGAAAUAAAUUACAAGAAAAAUCAGUAUGAAAUGGUUACUCAAAACUUGAAAGAUAUAAACAAAAAGAAAUUCAAUGAAUCAAUGCCUAUAACAAGCGAUACUGAUGAUAAUCAAAUCAAUAUAAUACCGUUAGACCGAGUGAAUACACCAACAAACAGUGACUGUGCUUCAGGAUCUGGAAAAGCAACUUAUCGAUUGGAUAGAAAUGUUUUAGAUUUCCAGAAAGAGCAACAACAGUCCCAUUUUAAUCGGUCAAAAACUAUAAGAUUGAACAGGAAUCAAUCUGAUGUCGAUAAAUUAAACCUUAGACUUAAUGAACUUUCAACUAAACAGUUAAUCAAUUCAGAGACAGGUGGAAUAUUUCUUCCUGAAGGUAGACGUAAUAUAUUGAGAACUGAUGAGAAUCCUAUAGAUCAAACAGAAGACCAACUUCAAUUAUUGACAAAAUGGAAUCCUUUGGAAGCUCUCUUCAGACCUAGUGGAAAAAAAGAACCGGUGGAAGUAUUUAACGAUAUUCCUUCAACUGAAAAUCAUGUAGCUGAAACAGAAUGCACUGAGCAUCAUACUUCAGAAGUAAUGCCACACUAUUCAGUACCUGAUUAUUGGCCACGAAAUGUAACUCAAAGUACUACAAAUAAUUCAAAAGUUACGAAUAUUGAAAAUCCUCAUACUACGGCCACAACAAAAAUUCAGUAUUCUAAUCAGAAUCCUAUCACAAAAGACUUCAAAUGGCCUGAAGGCUAUGAAAUCAUAAAUGACGAAUCAUCUAAACACCGGAGAUCAUUGUCUCACAGUACGAUGACACCUGUUGGCUCAUUUCAGGAUAAACUUCAACCGAAUUCUAAAGAACUGAACUAUGCAACUUUGAAUCAGUCGGACAAAAUGAAUUGUCAGUUAAAGCCACCCAGUACGGGCCACCGCAGUCAUACUACUAACAUACCCAGAUCCUGUCAGUCGGUUUCUAGGAAAAAGCGUAAUUUUCGACAUUAUGAUGUAAACUGCGUUGAUGGUUAUUCUGAUUCUGACAUAAAUUCGGCCUACAACAGGAUACAUAAUGUAAAACAUGCACCAUCCGAUUUUUCAAGCAGUUCAGAAGGAAGCGAAAAUGAUGAUAGCAGUAAUCCUUAUGAAGUUAUUUAUCAAAAUUAUCCGGAUCAUCGGCGAUACCAUUGUCAUCCUAUUUUACUGGCCAGUACAGAACCGAAGAGGAAGUCGGUUCGCAGUAAGACCAGAGAAUCAUUUCGUCCAGGUCGAAGUACACGAAGGCAUCAGAAUAUUUCAGAGAAUAUAAAUCCAUCCUACUUUUAUGCUCCACCUUCCUUUCAGCAUCAAAUUCAGUGCAUGUACGCUUAUGAACCUUCAAAUCAUAACACUCAAGAACAGAUCUAUUCUGAUAUUCACCGUUUUCCUUACACACCAGUGCAGCCAACAUGGAUUCGACCACCAUUUGUUGCGAACACAAUAAAUCCAGGUUCACUAUAUAUGUCGAGUCAUCCUACACAUGUUGGAUCACCUCAGAUUCCAAUAAGGUCACCGCUACAUAGUACUAGUCCACCAGCUUUCCUACAGUCAAACAAUCCGUAUACCUUUCUUGAGUAUAAUUCAAAGGAACAGAACAUAUCAAUACCAGAGAUGCAUAUAACUAAUGUGCACACAACAAAAGAACCAACGUCAAAUGAAUUGAUCGGUCUACAAACUGAAAAAUGUGGGGAUAUGCUAAGGUCAAAAAUUCCCAGCCAAACAGAAUGCAAUUCAUUUCCCGUUGAACAACAAGAAUCCAAGCUGAAUCUAAAUCAGGAAGUGAACUCCUCUUUAAUAAAUAUUCCCCUAGAAAUUAAAGUGCCGGUAUCUUAUUCUCAAGCUGAAUCAUUUUUCAUUCCUUUUGAAUCAAACUCUUCAAACGUGUCGACUACUUUUCAUCCUACGCACAAUUUCAAGUCCAGAUAUUCAGCAAACAAAUCAAGGAGUCACUCUGUAACAAGUCAAAGGCCCAAACAAAGUAUAACUGAACAAAAGCAUACUGGUACUUUGGAUAACGAAAUAGAUGAUUCCAGUGAUGUGAAUUUAGAGCCAGUCAAUUUUAGACCCUCAACCGCACAGCGGGAGAAUCAUAUUUCAUCUAGCCCGAAUAGAAUAACAUCUAGUUCUGACCCUGCAGAAAAGGUUCAAAAUAAUAUUCAUACAGGAAUUUCUCAACAUGUGGACCAAUGCGAACCAAGUAAACUUAGUAAGCAAACGCAAGACAACAGUCGCCCAAGAAAAAACAGUAGUUUACCAAACUAUCUAGAGAAGCGAUCAUUGAAAGCAAGUGAGAAAGAAACACGUGGCUCGCACAGCUCUAGACCAUCUUCAGGGAAAUCACAAAAUGUUUUAGAUAUAAAAGAAGGCUUACUUCAAACAAACGAAAAUCUUGUGAAUACACCAAAAGCGCUUCCUAUUCAUCAAAGAAGAACAGCUAGUGUUUCUCGGACAAUUGGUGUUGUAAAACCUAAUCUUAAUGCCGGUCGUAGAAGACAUACACAAGAUGAACUGUCCUUAUUAGAUGUAAAAUCGCACGUCAAUAAUACUGAAGAUGGGUUGUCAAAUGACACAAAAUUAUUCGUUCAGUUACAGACUAAGUCUAAUCGUCGGGCUAUUGCAAAUGCAUUGAAUUACUGUUGUUUAGCUGGACCAGUAAAUGAAAAUACGAAACGAACAGCACUUGAAGCACUUGGAUGUUCUGAUGGAAAACACUUUAUGAUUCUAUUAAAAAGUCAUUGUCAGUAUAGUGGAUUAUACAAUUAUUCACCUAUUAUUGAGAAAGCUAUUCGUAUCAGUGGAACAGGACCGAGUAAAAUUGAAAAUAAUAUGGUAGAUAAAUACUACAAGUAUGAUAGUGGGUUGAAAAGAUUCGUAGAAAUCAAUUCUACCUCACAUUUGUCUACUGUCGUUGAUGCAGUACUAUUACAUGGACGGACACGUAAUUGUACAAAAUCAUAUGCCGCGCACACUGCAAGUUCAUCGAAAUGUCCUUUACAUGGAAAGUAACUGUAUGUUGAAGUUUGCAAUAAUUCUGUAGCACAUCUAUAUAUCUUUUGGUGCAUAGAUGAAUCAAAGUGGUAUCUGUUAAAAAAUUACAAAUAAAGAAAAAAAUAAUCGAUGUAAAAUAUCCCCUUUCAAGAUUUUUAUCUUGUAACUAAUUUGAUAAAACCGGAAUUUUUCCACAUUUUACUGCUGAUUGAAUCACAACUAAAACAUUUUCUUAUAAACUUAGUUUUCUUUAUCAAUAUAUUAUUGAGUGUCUGGUUUUAGAUAAUGGUUGUUGCAUUUCAGUUGAUAACUACAAUGGUCAUAAAAUAAAACAAAACAGCCCAACCGAUAAACAGUUCUAAAG